AUAUGCUGGCAUACAUCUCUGACAUUUGAAAGCAUGGGAAUUCAUCCACAUACGCUCCGAAUCACCCCGGAACACUUGGAAUCUCGUUCUCUCACAGCAGGAUCGCGUCGGCCCAGGGAAUUCACCUAUGCAGGUUGACGGAAUAUAUGUCUUCUUUCUUUGACAACUCUUGAAUGACGAUAGGCUGCAAGCUAUCGCGUGUUCGUUUAUGGGCGCAUGUAAUGGAUUCCCCGAUUUCUCCAGAAGGGAUAAAAGGCUCAACGAUAGCUCGUCUUCUUUCUCAACAACUCUCAUUUCAUCUAUCAAGAUGUCUCUUUCAACAACUUACAAAGCCUACGCCUUCCUCCAGGCACAUGGGAACCUGCAGCCCAUUUCUAUCCCCUGGAAGGACCCUCAAGCGAAUCAAGUUGUUGUGAAGGUUCUGGCGUGUGGUGUUUGCGCAGGUGAUGAAGUCGUGCAACACCAAAGCUUUCCAACUGGCCUUCCUCGCAUUCCUGGGCACGAACUGGUUGGCGAUAUAGUGGCAGUCGGACCUGACGUGAGAGCGUACAAGGUCGGCGAUACAGUCGGCGGCGGGUGGCACGGUGGACAUUGUUUCACUUGCACCCAGUGUAUUUCUGGCCAUUUCAACUUGUGUGACCAACAGGCUAUAAACGGCAUUCUGAGGGAUGGUGGUUAUGCAGAAUAUGCUACUCUGCGGACUGAGUCCGUUGUGCGAAUUCCUGAAGGUAUGGAUCCAGCGGAGGCCGCGCCGCUCAUGUGCGCUGGAGUUACAACCUUCAACUCACUGCGCAACAUGGGGCUCAAGCAAGGAGAAAUCGUCGCGGUGCAGGGUAUUGGCGGUCUUGGCCACCUUGGAAUUCAAUUCGCGGACAAAAUGGGGUACCAUGUUGUCGCUCUUUCUUCCUCACCGAGCAAGCGUGAUCUCGCGUUGCGAUUGGGCGCCACUGACUACUUGGAUGCAUCUCAAGUAGAUCAGGUCGCUGAAUUGCAGAAGAUUGGGGGCGCGAAAGUCAUCAUGUGUUGUGCUCCCGAUGCAAAGAGUAUCUCUGCGUUAUUGGGUGGGUUGACCAAGGAUGGCACUCUGCUCUUGCUCGCUGCCACAGAAGAACCAUUGCAAAUCCCUACUCUUCCGAUGUUGAACAGGCGGCUCUCUGUUCGCGGGUGGCCUUGUGGGACGGCGAAGGACUGUGAAGACACGUUGCUAUUUGCGAAACGCAAGAACGUGAAGGCCCUGGUUGAGACUUUCCCCCUCGAUAAAGCUCAAGACGCCUACGACCAUCGCAGCUCUGCUAGGUUCCGCGCAGUAAUCGUGCCUUAAAUGAACAUGUACAAGUUUCAGUAGGCAUCAACUCGCACAGACGAAGUUUACUAUAAGGACCGCGUCUCCACUGUAUUGGAGAAAGGUCGAGCACGUACUAACAGCAUUGUAACUAUGCAACUGUAGAAAUUUAUGUAUUAUACUCGUUUGUCUGUAUCUACUACGUGUUAGGUCGAACGGGACUCAACGUAGAGUCCUACAGAAUAGAGUCAAGCCAACAACAACCCAAAUAAUGUACUAGCACAGCU
Messenger RNA from Somion occarium, 1569 nucleotides. Lineage: Eukaryota; Fungi; Basidiomycota; Agaricomycetes; Polyporales; Cerrenaceae. The record is from the annotation of a GenBank genome assembly.